Messenger RNA from Limanda limanda (common dab), 1332 nucleotides. Its product is annotated as elongin-B-like. NCBI's taxonomy places the organism in Eukaryota, Metazoa, Chordata, Actinopteri, Pleuronectiformes, Pleuronectidae. The transcript is spliced from 4 exons. Gene Ontology annotation, molecular function: protein binding. The coding region runs from base 66 to 425 and encodes 119 amino acids. The record is from RefSeq and is a predicted model, not a curated record. Gene Ontology annotation, biological process: transcription elongation by RNA polymerase II. Gene Ontology annotation, cellular component: VCB complex; elongin complex.
CCGCAGGCUGUGCAGUCUGGGCUUGAACGCAGAGGGCUACGUGCCUAGCUAGCUGACCACUGGAAAUGGACGUGUUCUUAAUGAUCCGGCGUCAUAAGACUACGAUCUUCACAGACGCCAAGGAGUCCACCACCGUCUAUGAGCUGAAGCGUAUUGUCGAGGGAAUUCUUAAAAGACCUCCAGAAGACCAGCGGCUCUACAAAGAUGACCAGUUGCUAGAGGACAGCAAAACUCUGGGCGACAGUGGAUUCACCAACCAGACUGCCAGACCUCAGGCCCCAGCUACUGUGGGUCUGGCCUUCCGUGUAAAUGAUGAGAUGUUUGAGCAGCUGCAUGUCGAGGCCUUCUCCAGCCCCCCGGAACUCCCCGAUGUGAUGAAGCCGCAGGACUCUGGCAGCACUGCCAACGAACAGGCCGUGCAGUGAUAGCAAGGAGGGGAACCGAGCGACGUGGGGAAGGAUGGAAGUGGGUGUGUGUGGAUUAACUGCAUUGGAGAAGUAGCGGGGGGCGGAGGAUGUGUAAUAUAGUUUCAGUUGAUGGAUGGGAACACUGUAGGUAACCAAGCCUAUCCAUGUUACCUUCAUGCUAUCAUCCCAACACCCUCCCUCCUCAAAUUUGCUUCACAAAUGUUUCUUUGUUUUUUUUUAAACUCUUAAUAAUUUCCACAUCACAUGCAGUUCCUGUCCUUGACUUAGCUCCUAAGCACCAACUUGCUCAAACCUGUAGAGGGAAGAAGGUGGUUUGGAAAGUAUGAUUGUGUGUAUGUGUGUGAGUUAUUAUAAUUAUUCUCAUUAAUAUUUUUCUGAAAAAGGUGAAGGCGUAGUUGUGUGUCACAGUGCUCUAGAAGUAACAUGCAUGGAUAAGGAGUCUGGCGUCCUCAUCGGCAAACUGCAUGAUCAAAUUAAAAAAACGAUGGCUUUACUUUCACAGGAACAGAUGAACCUUCAUCCUUUGUCCGAUUCUCCCAGUUUUGUUGUACAUUUUGGAUUUGAUUUCACACCAGGAAAAAAAACACCAAUAUGGUUAAAUAUGUUACUUUUUUUUGUUUGUGUUGUCAUUUUGUGUCUUAGUAUGUUUUUACUUGUCAGUUCUUUUGUUGUGUGUAUCAUGCACUGAGACCAAAGGCAGGUACCUCUUCAGCAGCAGAGGGACGUUUUGGUCAGAGGACAUUCUGUCUGUGACAUACAGUGAACGCAGGAGGAGCAUUCUCUUGUGUUAGAAUUACAUACAUCACAUGUCACCAACAUCAGUGUGGCACCUUCCUCUAAUCACAUAAAUAUAGCCUGUAACUGUAAGUUUGCUUAAUUAAAAGUUUUCCUGUUUUGUUUUUUA